AUGGCGGCCGCUCCGUGCCCCAGGACAGGAGGCAGGAGCCCAGUGGCCGCAGUCUCUUCCCUGCUCGGGGUCUUGGCCCCAGGUCUGACUUCUCCUUUGCACGCUAGUGAUGAUGAUUAUGAUGACAAGGGCUCGUGGCUCCCGGCGCCCGAAGCGGGCAGUGUGGGCGCUCAGACCCCUGGCUCCAAAAUCAGAAGCUUUUUUGGCCCGUGGUAUCGUGGCAGUAGCAGCUCGGACGCCUCCCGGCCAGGCAGCGCUGGAGCGUGGGGAAUCGUUGACUCGCAGGGAAGCAGAAAGGAGGAAACUCCAAGCCAGGGAGAGGAAGCAAGCGACCCGGAGGAGACGGACGGGCUGGAGGGCGAGCACUGCGCUGGGCAGCCUGGCAUGGCGCGGCUGCGGGUCCUGUUCUGCCUCCAGCUCCUGCCCUGGGCCUGGGGCUCCGUGCAGGAGCUGGACGCAGCCGGGAGGAACGUGUGCGUGGACAAGAGGGCCGCCUGCGCGGCGGAGGAGGGGUGGGUGAAGCCGGGGGUCUGCCGCUGCAAGCCUGGCUUCUUCGGGGCCCACUGCAGCUCCCGCUGCCCCGACCAGUACUGGGGCCCUGACUGCAAGCAGAGCUGUCUGUGCCACCCGCACGGGAAGUGCAACCCCGUCACCGGCCACUGCACGUGCCAUGCCAAUCGCUGGGGACCUCUCUGCCAGUUCCCGUGCCCGUGCGGGCCUCACGGUCGCUGCCACCCCCUCACCGGAGCUUGCCUGUGUGAGCCGGGCUGGUGGGCACCGACCUGCAAGCGGCAGUGUCAGUGCAACCUGUCUGGCUCCCGCUGCGACCCCGCCACCGGGCAGUGCCUCUGUGCCCAAGGCUGGUGGGGCAGGCGGUGCAGCUUGCCGUGCGCCUGCCACCUCUCCCCGUGCGCCCAGGACUCGGGGAAGUGCGAGUGCAAGGCGGGGUUCUGGGGCUCGUUAUGCCAACACCCGUGCGACUGCCUGCACGGGAGCUGCAGCCCCCUCACUGGGUCCUGCACCUGCAGCCCUGGCUACCAGGGCAGGAGCUGCAGGGACCCCUGCCCAGCCGGGCACUACGGACCGCAGUGCAAGCACAGCUGCGGGCACUGCAAGCGGAGCCAGCCCUGCUCGCCCAUGGAUGGGUUCUGCCUGGCCUGCGAGCCGGGCUGGAACGGGACCCUGUGCAACCAGCCCUGCCUGCCUGGACGCCACGGGGAGAACUGUUCCCAGGCCUGUCCCCAGUGCCGGGGUGGGGAGACCUGCCACCCGAAGACUGGCGCCUGCCAGGACUGCGAUCCCGGCUGGACAGGACCCAGCUGCGAUGCGCCCUGCCCGGACGGCAUGUUUGGGGACAGGUGCCAGCUCCCCUGCCCAGUAUGCAUCAAAGGGCGCUGCGACCCGGUGUCUGGGGAGUGCGUCUGCCAGGCUGGGUACUGGGGCAGCAGCUGCAAUGAGACCUGUCAGGAUGGGUUCUUUGGUGUGAACUGCUCGUCCCCGUGCCCGUGCACAGGGGGCCCCUGCCACCCACUCUCCGGGGACUGUGCACUCAGGUCUCACUACCAGGGCGCCCUGAUCGCAGGCGUGCUUGUCCCACUGCUGCUCCUGCUGCUCUGCAUCGCCUGCUGCUGCUGCUGUGGGACCGGCCAGGUGGAAGCGAGGGACAGGGCAGCCGUAGCCGACGCGGACGUGCUGUCCCGAAUGAAGCACCACAUGCAGGGGGUGCUAGCCAACCUCAGCUCCAUGCUGCCUUGCUUCUCGCUGGGGGGCUACAAGCUCCCCCGGGUCACAGUCUCGCACCACGACACGGAGAUUCCCUUCAACCCCAGCUUCAUCGAGCCGCCCUCUGCAGCCUGGGCCUCGGACAGCUCCUUCUCCUCCUUCGACUCGGACGACGACGGCCCGGCCUACUGCGUCCCUACCAUUGCCAUGGAAGAUGUGCCAGCAGGCUCUGAGCUUCAGGAAGGCGGCUCCCCAGGGAACGAGUUGCCGGACGCAACAGCCUUUAACUCGGAAGACGUCUCCCAGCCGUUCAUCAUCCCCCGCACGUCCAGCAUUGCCAAGGCCAAGAGGCCCUCGGUGUCGUUUGCCGAAGGCACCAAGUUUGGCCCUCAGUGCAGAAGCGGCUCUGUAGAGAUGCCCAGCACCUCCCGGAAGCCCAAGGCCUCUUGGGGUCUCCCCAAGCCUCCACCGGCCGACGUGGAGGAGAGUGCCCAGCCAAGUGGGCGGCCCAAUGACUACGAAAACGCAGAGCCCAUCGCCACGGGCGAAGACAGCCACCGGCCCUCGCCCCGGAGCACCCCAGGGGGCCGGAGGAGGGUGGUAUCCAGCACCCGGCAUGUGGCCCAGAGGGUGGAGGCCCUCGAGGCAGCUUCAAAGGUGGAGCAGAACGUCACGACCAUUUACAUGACGGUGGGCACGGCGAGGAGGGGCACCCGGCACAGCGGGGGCAGCCAAGGGAGCGGAGAGGGGCCGGUGCAGGCGGUUCUCAAACGGCUGGGCAGUUUCCAGAGAGGCAAAAGGGCCUCCAAGGAGGAGCCCAAAGUGUGCAGAGGCCCUGAGAGCAUCCAGAAGCCUCCCCGUCGGGCCCUGGGCCAGGAGAGGGACUCCACAUACACCCCCACCCCGCCCCAGCAGAGAGAGAGCACCAAGAGCCUAGGCCCGGGCACCGCUGAGCCGCCCGCAGAGCAACAGCAGCACUGUCCUGGGCAGAGACCGUCUCCCAUCCCCGCAGCGCCUGGGGUUUGGGACGCGGAGGCCCAGGGAGAAGAUGAGGCCGAGAAGAGCGAGGGUCCCGAGCGAGCUGGAAAUCUAGAAGCAAACGGACAGGCAGCAGCUGAGGAAGAGGAGCCAAAGUAUGAGAACGUGACUCCCUAUCACAGCAGCCUGCCUCGCAGCCCCUCGGGAGAGUCCCCGGCCACCGCCGCAGAACAUGAGGCCAGCCCCUGAGGCCCGCGGCGCCAACCCCUGCCCCUGCUGCUGACCUCGGCCUCCCCGCAGCAGAGCCGGAGCCAGAGGUGGGCAGGCCUGCGGCUCCUCUCACCCCAGACUUCCCUCCCCGACAUGCUGCACUAGCUGGACCCAUGCCUCGUGCCUCCCUCCAGCCCGUGCCCCGGGUCAGGGGCUGCGUUGUGCUGGGCAGGCUGCCUGCCGAGAGCACAGCGCUGGCACCUGAUGGGCCACGGUGGGCUACAUGUGCAUGGGGUCGUUGCCAGGCAUGGUCAGGCCGGGCUUCUCGGCCCCAGAGCUGGUCAGACAUGACUGCACUGCGACUGCGUGGAAAGCCUGGGCGCUGACCUUGGUGCAGCUGCUCCUGGGCUUCCCGGGCAGCCACCUCGGCUCUGCAGGUUGUAGGGCGUCUUGGCUCCACUGGGCUGGCUGCAGCUGACAAGGCACAGCUUCUGCAGGGCUGCCACUGCCUGCCACGGCCUCCCCUGCUCCCACAGUCCCUGGGAGCCCGGGGGGAGGGGAGCCCAUCCCUGGCCUCCACAGCUCCCCGGUCUGGGGCUGCCUUGCCACGCUCUCCCAGUUUUGCCUGCUCCUUUUGCUGCCUCAGGGGUGCUGGCAGGACCUGCUGCAUGGGCCCACUUAGGAGUGGCCCCCUGGGGAAGUGGGGCCUGGGCUCGCGUGCCGCUCCGCUCCGCUGCGUGAGCACGGGGAUGGGACUUGUUCCUGCCACUGGAGCGGCGGCAGCUGCGCCGCCAGAGCGCACGUGCCACCGAAACGGCUGGCAGUGGCCUGCAGCCGCGUACCCAGCUCGGUGCUGGGAGCCAGCAGCCCGCCGUCCCGGGGAGGCUCUCAGGAGGGGGAGCGCUGGCUUGGACUCCCGGCCGGAGGGGCUGUUGCAAUGGGGGCUUUUUAGUUCACCGUGCCGCGUGGAGAUGGAAGCAGCCCGGGCACGGUUCAUUU
Molecule: messenger RNA, 3909 nt
Organism: Alligator sinensis (Chinese alligator)
Lineage: Eukaryota; Metazoa; Chordata; Crocodylia; Alligatoridae
Gene: SCARF1
Product: scavenger receptor class F member 1
Exons: 12
Coding region: 1-2949 (982 amino acids)
Molecular function (GO): scavenger receptor activity
Source: RefSeq, a predicted model, not a curated record